This is a messenger RNA of Fonsecaea monophora, 3336 nucleotides long. RefSeq lists its product as hypothetical. Bases 1 to 3336 code for a protein of 1111 amino acids. Gene Ontology annotation, biological process: positive regulation of rRNA processing; positive regulation of transcription by RNA polymerase I. The transcript has a single exon. The record is from RefSeq and is a predicted model, not a curated record. Lineage: Eukaryota; Fungi; Ascomycota; Eurotiomycetes; Chaetothyriales; Herpotrichiellaceae. Gene Ontology annotation, cellular component: nucleolus. Gene Ontology annotation, molecular function: RNA binding; protein binding.
AUGUCACAGCCUACAAAGCGAGACGCCGACACUGCCUUCGAAGGCAAUCAUAUUGGCGACUCGCAGAAACCGAAGCGCCAAAGACGAAGAAGGAGCGGGAAAGUCGAGGUCACAGACACACCGUCACUAUUGAAUGCGACGGCUUCACCUGCGGCGCUGAAAACGACACCCUCUAAUGACUCUGAAAAUCCCACUUCCAAGAUCAAUGAUGAAAUCACUCCAGAGACUGCUUCUAGUGGCAGCAAACCGAAGAAGCAGACACCCACAAAGACUCCGACCAAGGGACCUCCCUCCAAGCACAACUCAGAAGGAUCGUCACAGAAGGUGAAGGCAGUUGAAGCUGCACUUAACAAGAGAAGAGACGGAAAACCAAAGGCUCUGGUCAAUACAAAUGAGCACAAGAAGGAGCCCAAACCACUGGAAUCAGAACCUGGCCAUAUACAGUCACAUCUGACAAGCACCGACGGUAAACAGUCCGAAAAGUCCGAGUCAAAAUCGAAAGUGUUGGUCAACGAACUAACUACUGACGGGAAAGCCAAGUCUAAGAGGCCAAGGAAACGAAAGGUCGCUUUACUGAAGGACAGAGAAACAAGCAUUGAGAAUCAAAAGGUGGAACAACUUGCCGGAGAAGACAGAUCAGACCAGAUCGUCAAGAAUAAGCAGAAAAGACAAUUGACAAAGCAAAAGUCCAAAGUGGUCGCGCAAUCAAAGACGCAAAAGUCGAACCUGAAAAGCAGCGGCUUCAGAUUAUCUUCCGGCAAUGGCGGCAUGUUUAUCGACCAAGAUCCAAUUUUAACCGCUGAUGACCAGUAUCUGAUCCUGCCAACACACUCUGAAAUUCGAGUGUAUUCGACCAAGACAUCCUUGCUGGUUAGAAGCUUCCAAGUUGACAACAGAUCCGAUAUCACCAGCUGCUCUCUAUCGAAGGUUGAUCCGAAGAAGUUGUACGUCUCCACUUCGAAAGGGUUGGUGUCUUUGUGGGAUUGGACGACAGCCGCCGCAAUAGGAAAGUACGAUACGGGGAAUGGACUGCGGCAAGUACUUCCACUUUCUCAACAAGAAGAGAAGGAGACGAUUCUUGUCUUGAAAGACGAUGUGCAAGGCCCUAAGCGCCUUGCCGCUUACUCCGUCAACACCUUUCAUGGCACCUUCACAGAAUCCAAAACUGUGCUGCAGAGGACCAACCUAUCACCAUGCAUCAGAUCUUGCGCAGAUGGAAACGUGCUAUUGGCAUGUGUGGAGGACCAACUCUUAAUCGGUCAUUGUCAAGCUACAACAGAAGGUCAUUCGGAUCUCAGCUACACGUGGAGGGAAAUCACCUUGCCAGGAUUCAUAACGAGCUUUGACGCUCAGGUCAACGAAGGCAAAUCUAAGACGUCACGAAAAGUUCCCUUCCUCGAUGUUGUGGUUGGUCUCAACGAUGGGGUCAUUAUGCUCUAUGAGGAUAUACUCUUCAAACUGAUUGGAAAAGAGAAAAAGAACAAAGCUUCGACAGAUGACAUUGUUGGCCGCAGACUCCAUUGGCAUCGAACGGCCGUCAACACUGUGAAAUGGUCUCGAGAUCGAAACUAUAUUGUCUCUGGUGGCAAUGAGACGGUCCUCGUUAUCUGGCAACUGGACUCGAACCAGAGGCAGUACUUGCCUCAUCUUUCAACACCAAUCUUGAAUCUCAGCGUCUCAGCCGUAGGGUCUUCCUAUGCUCUACGCCUUGGUGACAAUUCUGUGAUGAUUCUAUCCACGGCCGACCUGCUACCAUCAACGAAUGUAUGCGGCUUGGCUUUGGGGUCAACUCAGAAGAACUCGAGCCUAAUUGUCCUUCACCCAAAUAUUCAAGGUCGACUAUUGGCAGCAGUGCCUUCUGAUGCGGCUGCAACAGGUCCAUUUCAUGGGCGAUAUGCUACACUGCUACAAGUCUACGAUGUCGAAACAAACGUUCAGGCCGGUCGUCAAGCGCUAACUCGAAACAUGGUCACCGCGUCCAAUGCUGCGCCGACUGGACAGCCAGUGAAGGAACCCACUGUCACGCAUAUCACCAUCAGCCACGAUGGCAGAUGGUUGGCCUCAGUGGAUGAAUGGCAACCCAAUGCACAAGAUCUGGACAGUAUGUACAUCCGUGCCGAUAGACCGGAUCUUCGGCACCAAUCGACCGAAACUAGUCUGAGACUAUGGUUGUGGAAUGAAGAGAACAACAACUUCGAACAGGUGACCAGGGUCGAUGAGCCUCAUACAGCGGGCACAAACUCUGUUCUCGGUAUGUCGUUCGACCCCACGAAAGUAGAACUGGCCACGAUUGGCAGCGAUGCAACCGUUCGCAUCUGGUCGCCCAAGGCGCGUCACCGGAAUGGAGUUUCGGUCAGGAACAAGGCCAACGAGCAGCUUUACACGUGGAGCUGUUCAAGGACGAUCCGAUGCGAUCAUGACACGCCCCUCGGGCCCGAAGGCAUCGAAACAAGAGCAACAUCGGCAGCCCUUGCCUAUUCGGACGACGGCUCAGUAGUGGCCGCUGCUUGGUUCUGGCCUGAGACCCGGUCCAAGUUGUCGCUGGAACCUCCUGGAGCCACGGUCAAACAUUCUCGAACUCGCUUCGUGCAUCUCAUCGAUCCAAGCACAGGCAGAAUCGCUUUCUCCGAGCCCUCUCUUCUAUCUAGGACUAGCAGUGCAGCAAAACUCCUUUUUCAUUCGCGCUAUCUCAUAUGUCUCUCACAGACUCUUACGAUUCUAGACACGAUUACGAAUCGAUUGGUCUCGUCGCCCCUCCAGCUUGACGAACAAUACGUUCCACCAAGAAGCUGGAGCCCGUUUUACCUUGCGAAGAAUAAAUUCGACGGCACGAUUGCACUGUGUAUUUCGCGCUCUGAAAAGCCGAGGGGGACCAAAUUAGUGCUGUUAGGUUUGUCCGGUGACAGCUCAGGUGGCCCAGGUGUGCAAGUGAAGGUUUUGUAUGAAAGUUCUUUCACGGCAAUGGUCAAGGGACUGCUUGCCCUGACCACGGGACCGGGAUACUUGGUUAUUGAUGAGAGAAAUCAGUACCGAUUUGUUCGGCCAAGUACCGGGGUAUUCACAAAGUCAGUUGGUGGAGGCAAGGAAACCGAGCAAGUCACCAGGAGUCUGGACAGUAUUUUCGGUCGCCAGGGUCUAUUGGGACCAUCAGCCUCUGCCAUGCAUGGGGAACUGCCGGCUCUGCCUCCCAGCACUGCAGAUGAGCAUGUUGGCGCCAGGGGCGGGCUUGAUGCAGUGCUGAGGUUCCCUUCAUCGGCACAAGUACCUACGCCGACAGAGUUGUUUCAGAGAGUUGUGGGCGUCUUGGCCCAAGGAGGGGAGACCGAGGUGGAAUAA